AUGGAUAUUAUAACUAGUAAUUUGCAGAAAUGUAAACAAUGUCGAAAAAGUUUAUCUAUGGAAGCUUUCAUUAAUGAAAAUACACGCCAGUUUAAAACUUGUCAAUUUAAUUCAGAACUUUUAACGCUAGAAGAAAUGUCAAAACAACUAUUUGUAAAGAUUUUAGAAAUUGACACUAAUGAAUACUUAGAAAAUCAUUUAACUGGAAUAGAUUUUAAUUGCAAUAUUUCAAUUGAUAUGAUGGACGAUGAUCCAAAAAAAUUAUCCAAGAUGAUCAUUGACUUAAUAAGUGAAAGUGAUGGCUAUUAUUAUAUUUAUAAGGAUUCUUAUACUUCAAAGAAAGCAUCCGAUAUUUUAACAUUUCGAUAUAAAUGUUCUCAAUGUAAGUCUCUUGCAAAAAGACCUAGAAAAAAUGAAUCCAUUGAAAAACAAAGAGAUCGAAUACCAAUUGAGCGAUUUAAUUGCAAUGGGUUGAUUAAAAUUAAACUUAAAAUGGGAACCAAUAUUGCAUCAGUUAAUCUUCAGCAUUCUAUAAUUCAUAAACGACUGAACGAUUUGGUGUAA
This is a messenger RNA of Rhizophagus irregularis DAOM 181602=DAOM 197198, 564 nucleotides long. The record is from RefSeq and is a predicted model, not a curated record. Lineage: Eukaryota; Fungi; Glomeromycota; Glomeromycetes; Glomerales; Glomeraceae.